Molecule: messenger RNA, 1152 nt
Organism: Parascedosporium putredinis
Lineage: Eukaryota; Fungi; Ascomycota; Sordariomycetes; Microascales; Microascaceae
Source: the annotation of a GenBank genome assembly
AUGGCUUCCAAAACCAGCAACGGGAACCUCGCCGAGAGAGACGCGAGUCCCCGCAUCGUGCCCAUGAGGGUGAUUGUCUGCGGCCUGAUGAGGACAGGCACCCUGAGCAUGAGAGCCGCCCUGAGGCAGCUCGGCAUCCACGACGUCUACCACAUGCAGACCACCGGCACAAACCCCCAAGACAUCCCCGAGUGGUCCCGCGCCAUCGACGCAAAGUACAACGGCGUCGGCGAGUUUGGACGCGAGGACUGGGACAAACUUCUCGGUACCCACCAGGCCACCACCGACAUCCCAGCCUCCUUCUUCGGCGCCGAACUCGCCGCCGCCUACCCCGAAGCCAAAGUCGUCAUCCUCAACCGCGAGCGCGAAAAGUGGUACGACUCCUGCCUCUCCUCCAUCCACGCCGCCUUCUCCUCCCUCUCCACCCUCGACAAGAUCCUCAUCGUCCUCUUCGACCCGCCCUUCCGCCAGUUCGGCGGCUUCAUGCGCAAGAUCAACACCCAGGACGGCUGGGCGCCCCUCUGCCAGCACCUCGGCUUGCCCAUCCCCACCGUCGUCGGCCCGGACGGCUUCCUCGUCGAGGCGCCCUUUCCCCGCCUCAACGACGGGGCUUCCAUGCGCGCUGCCGCCCAGAUCAAGAUGGCGCAGAUGCGCGCUAGGGUGUUGACGCGCCUCGCGGGCUGGGCUCAGAUCCUGGCUAUCGUCGUCUUGGUGAUCUAUAUCUGGUAUACGAGGAGGUCGACGUCCGGACCGUUGGAGCUUCCCUCUUAUCUUGAGAAAGGAUCGCCCGGUCGUGUCCGGGGCCGGUUCGAUGGCAUCGGCCUCGCGAAGCAGAUGCCGAGCGCGAUCGAAAGAGUGAGGAGAAAUACCUGUAGAUUUCGCAAGGCACGCACACGCGCACUCGGUCAACUCGAGUUCGAUCAAGCUACCGUUGGGACACGCGCCGAUAGUGACGGUACAACCCGCCGAUUGCCGACGCGCCGCGGCAGCGGAGAGAAGAGGAGAAGCGGCGACUUGUGUGAGCAUGACGGCUACGAGGCCGGCAAGGCUGAGUGGAAGGUGCAUCUCGAGGAUGGUGAUUUGACACUUGGCUCAGGCCCCGAACGUUUUGACUUAUUCAAGGUCUCCAACCUGACAAAGGUACUGCGGUAG